AUGACCCCCAGAACGCUCGAUAGUAUCUCGCCAGAGGCUGGUUGUUGGCUAUUAUUUGCAUUUCAUUUCGAAAAUCCAUUGUUUCACAGCCAAUCCAAACACCAGACAUGGAACCUGGUCUCUCCAAAACAAAAAUAUUGGGUGUCUAUUUCCUUUCACGAACGUCUAUCAACUUUCCUUUACUUUUAUCAUCCUCCUAGCAAAAUGGCCGCCGCAAUUCCUGUUUUUACGAUCUAUGAUGCCAUGAUUUUAUGUCAAAUCCCUGACACUGGUAAUUUCCAAGGACAAACUGACGCUCAACGUAUGGCAGAAGAGCUCUUUGACAACGAUUUUGGCACUGCCAUGACCAAGUCAAUCAAGCAGGUCAACAUGGACCUUGCAACGCUUGCAUCCUUGACCGCUGUACAAGGACGAAUUGCAUUUGUACAGUGGGUUCGCGAUGAAAUUCGGAUGGGCAGAAACCCUGCACAACACCCUUUUCCAGCUGGAGAUACAUCUACUCUGCUGCAGCGAUUGAACUUCCAUCAAAAGUAUGUCAAAGAUUCUAAAACUUUAAUUGACAAUACGGUUCCACCCAAGUGGAGCAAAGAACAACAAUGGAAGCAAUGGGUCAAGCUGCUCCGUGACCACCUCCGCGCAUAUAUCGGUGUCAAUGGCAUCCCUCUUGUUUAUGUGGUCCGCGAGAAUGCAGCUCAAGACCCAACACCACAAGACGAUUUUCUUGACGAAUACAUCAAUAUGGCUCUACUUGUUGGAACCGCCUUUAUUGUGGAUAACAAACAAGUGUUGGCUCUACUGAACAAAUUUAUCAUGGGUUGUUCUGAAGCUGAAAUGGUGAUACAAGCGCUCAAUACUACUACUGAUGGUAGAGCUGCUUUCUUUGCAUUGAAGGCAUUUUAUGAAGGUGAAGGCAUUUUCGCUCAUGAUGUCAUGGAAACAAGAAGACUCGUAGAUUGCAUACCGGCUAUGUCAUCUUCUUGA
Molecule: messenger RNA, 981 nt
Organism: Cylindrotheca closterium
Lineage: Eukaryota; Bacillariophyta; Bacillariophyceae; Bacillariales; Bacillariaceae
Source: the annotation of a GenBank genome assembly